CAAAACAGCGGCGGCGGCCGUCCUCAUUGCUCGAUCCCGCGGGGUGGCAGACGUGUGUUCAACUUGUUGUUUUGUCUCUGUGUGGUGGUGGAACGUGGUUAUUGUGUUAUUGUAAAGUAGUUUAUUGGUUGUGAAGAACACUAAAAUAAAAAGUUUGAGUGUCAAAACAUCAGCGAGUCGGAUAUGGCAUCACUUAAAGAAAACCCUCCACUCUCAGAGAAGGAACAUGAGGAGCUCCGUCUCUCAUUUACUGCAGUGACAGGAGCUCAACCUACCGUUGCUCUACGCUACCUGCAACAAAAGAAUUGGAACAUAGAGGAAGCUUUGAACUCAUUCUAUGAUGCUCCUAAAAGUCCUUCAAGUACACAAGAUGGUUCCCAUAGUAACAGCAGUGCUGGCAUGAUGGCAUCACAGGGUCAGAGUGUCGACUCCUCCCGCCAUUCAACAUCCACAUCAGGGACUGUUUUGCCUGCCACAGUAGCCACAGACCCUCAACCUCCUUCCCAAGGCUUCCGUCUCAUCACGUGGAAUAUUGACGGUCUAGAUCCACGGAAUAUAAAAGAAAGGACUCUAGCUGCCUGCACGAUAUUGAAACAGUACAAGCCCGACAUUGUCUAUCUUCAAGAGGUCAUAUUUCCAACCUUCCUGAUUAUCAGCUCUGAGCUAGACAACUACAAAGCCAUUCCUGCCACUGGUGAUGGUUACUUUACACUCAUCCUGCUCAGGAAAAGCACUGUCACAUACUUGUCCUCCAAAGUGGAAGCCUUUGAAGAAUCCGAGAUGACACGAGCUCUACAAAAAGCAGAGUGCAAGUGUGCAGGUAUUGACCUAUGCCUGAUGACUUCCCAUUUGGAGAGUACAGCUGACGGGAAAGCAGAACGCUGUAACCAAUUCUCAAGAUCACUGUACAGAAUGAAGACGGCUACCGGGGAGCAGACUGUCUUGUUUGGAGGGGAUACAAACCUGAGAGACAAGGAGGUAACAAAAGUAGGAUUGCCAAGUUACAUUCGCGAUGUUUGGGAAAUGUGCGGCUCACCGGAAGCGGCCAAGUUCACGUGGGACCUCACGAAAAACGACAACCUCAACUGGCCAUUUCCGAAUAGGCCAAAGUUACGCUUCGACCGACUGUACCUGCGACACGCCAAGACCAGCCCUCGUGUGGUGCCUCAAGAUUUUUGUCUGAUCGGAACAGAGCGGUUGGAGGGGUGCGGUAGAUUUCCAAGCGACCACUGGGGGAUUGUUUGUGAUUUCAAGGUGACCCCUUUACCGACGUGAAGAUUGGUUGCUAUGAAUGAUAAAGUCUCUGCCAUCAAGAUUUCCUUGAUAAAAACAUGGUUACCAACAAAAUUUCCAUUUGUUGCCUAUUGCUUGUUACAGGUAUUCAGCUGAU
Asterias rubens (European starfish) is the source of this 1390-nucleotide messenger RNA. Its product is annotated as tyrosyl-DNA phosphodiesterase 2-like. The transcript has 6 exons. Gene Ontology annotation, biological process: double-strand break repair. Lineage: Eukaryota; Metazoa; Echinodermata; Asteroidea; Forcipulatida; Asteriidae. Gene Ontology annotation, cellular component: cytoplasm; PML body. The record is from RefSeq and is a predicted model, not a curated record. Bases 184 to 1275 code for a protein of 363 amino acids. Gene Ontology annotation, molecular function: 5'-tyrosyl-DNA phosphodiesterase activity; protein binding; single-stranded DNA binding.